Messenger RNA from Phycodurus eques (leafy seadragon), 5630 nucleotides. It is a transcript of the gene fyco1a, whose product is annotated as FYVE and coiled-coil domain autophagy adaptor 1a. Gene Ontology annotation, biological process: positive regulation of autophagosome maturation; plus-end-directed vesicle transport along microtubule. Gene Ontology annotation, cellular component: lysosome; autophagosome; late endosome. Gene Ontology annotation, molecular function: metal ion binding. The coding region runs from base 112 to 4758 and encodes 1548 amino acids. NCBI's taxonomy places the organism in Eukaryota, Metazoa, Chordata, Actinopteri, Syngnathiformes, Syngnathidae. The record is from RefSeq and is a predicted model, not a curated record. The transcript has 18 exons.
UAAAGUUUGUUUAUUCCGCUGAGAAACAAAAUCUCGAUAAGAAUCUUUAACAUUUUAAAAUAGCUUUUUCUUGUUGUUGAUGACUUAGAUGUUGUCAAGAAUGCCUGGUGAAUGUUUACAAGUUACAAGUUAUUACUUAUUAGUCGAAUCGGCCUGAACGACUCGCUCGACGUACUGGAUGUGACCACUGGAAAGAGGAGCGGUGGGGCCAUGGCUGUCGGAGCUACGGUGGGGGAGAGCCAGCUCCAGAGGAUUAUCCGAGAUCUACAUGAGGCUGUUGGGGAACUUGCUAAAGAAUACAAGGAAAAUGGGGAGCCAAUCACAGAUGACAGCACCAGCCUACACAAAUUCUCCUACAAACUGGAGUACCUGCUACAGUUUGACCAGAAGGAGAAGACAACAUUUCUUGGUACAAAGAAGGAUUACUGGGAUUACUUCACUGACUGCUUGGCUAAAAUUAAAGGCGCGAACGAUGGCAUUCGCUUUGUCAAAUCCAUUUCAGAGCUGAAGACGUCGCUGGGGAAGGGCCGGGCAUUCAUUCGUUACUCCCUCGUACACCAGCGAUUGGCUGACACCCUCCAGCAGUGCCUCAUCAACCAGAGAGUCACCAGUGACUGGUACUACGCAAGAAGCCCAUUCUUGAAGCCUCACCUCAGUGUCGAUAUCAUCAGUCACUUGUACGAACUCAAUGAGAUUCACUUUGAUGUCGCUUCCAGAGGAUAUGACCUUGAUGCCUCCUGGCCCACUUUUGCAAGGAGAACACUGGGAGGUGCAAGCUCACCUGGACACACAUGGAAACCACCCAGUCGCAGUUCCAGUAUUAACAGUUUGGCCAGCAGUUACUCCCAGCACGCAUCUGAGUUCCUCGCCAGCCCCGACUAUGGUCACGGUCUUCUGAAUGACCUGAACGACUCCCUGCCUCCCUGCAACGAAGACGCCAGCACCGUCGAAGACCUCCGUCUGGAGUUGGACCGCUCCGAUCUGAAGCAGCAGGAGCUCCUGAAUAAAGUGCAGCAGCUUAGCGGGGAAGCCGAGGAGCUAAGAGGGGUUGUGGUGGCACUCCAGAGACAGCUGGAUAUAUCGCUCACCGCGCAAGAGGAGCAACAAGAUUUGCAGGGAGAGCUCAGGGGUUUGCAAGGGAGAGACGAGAGCCUUUCCAGAGAAGUGGAAAAACUCAAGAAUGUAGAAGAAGCCAUGGAGGCCAAACAUCACCUCCUCCAGGAAAAGUUGGCAGUUACUGAGGGGAAGAACAUCGAACUGCUGGCCAAGUUGGAUGGAAUUCUGAGUGAGAAGGGCCAGCAGGCGGCCAGUUACUUUGAUUCAGCGCAAAAGAUACACGAGUUGUUGGACAGCUUGAAGGAGGCAGAGAAGGGCAAGAUGGAGGCAGUUGCUGAAGCUGAGGAGAAGAGAACGCAGACAGAAAGGACAGAGGAGGAGCUGAGGGUUAAGGAAGCUGCUGCAAAGGAUGCCGAAACAAAACUCAGCGCGUUACUUACAUCUGCAUCUGAGGAGAAAGGCAGACUGCAGACCAAAGUACAGGAACAGUGCCACUCCCUUGAAAUACUGCAAGGCGCCUUGUCGCUGAGCGAGAAGGAGACCAGCAACUUACAGAGGCAGCUUCAGGACUUCCAAACAUCUCUAGCGGAAAAGGAGAAAGAGGCGGAGGAGGUGAAAAGGAAGGGACAAGAGGAUCGAGGGGAGCUCCAACGUUUGGACAGCCAGAGGGAGACUUUAGAAGGAGAAAUGUCUGCUCUAAAAGAGCAGUGGGAGAUUAAAGAGGCAGAGCUGACCUCCAGCUGUGAAAAGGUACAACAUCUUGAAGACCGAAACCAAAGACUGAGCGCCGAGAGGGACAAACUGACCUCAAAGCUCAACAACCUAGAGAGCUCCGUUCGAGAGAAAGACUCAAAGAUUGAAGACUACAAGACACAGUGUGCCAAUCUAAUGGAAUUAAAUGAGAAACUGCUGACAUCGGGGAAGAGAAAUGAGGAGCUUAAGCAGGAGAUAGCAGAGAACCGGAGAGUUCUCGAAGGUGAAUUAGCAUCCCUAAGGGCCUCUGAGAAACAACUAAGGAGACAGCUGGACGAUGCCAAGAUGACCGUGGGUGAAAAAGAAAAGGGGCUGCGUGAGGAGAAUCUCAAGAUGGAGGAGAAUCUGCAGCGGGCCACCAUGGCUACCAAGCUCUUGGAUGUUACGUCGAAGCAGCUCGAGAAGGAGAACCAGAGUCUAAGAGAGGAGCAGGACACUGUGAAAGAGUCUCUCUUUCGGAUGCAGGCCGACUUGAAGAGCGUUCAUGGGCAGAUCGGCGAGCUGGAGAAGAGCUUAGGAGACUCGCGUAAGAGUGAAGUCAGCCUUCAAGAGCAGCUCCGGGCUAUGGAGGCGCAGCUACAGAGUAAAGAGAAGCACCUUGUUGAGGUGCAGUCCAGGGUGAUUACUCUGGAGGCCAGGGAGAAGGAGCUUGAGUUGGCAAAGGCAAAAGCAGAAGCAACCUAUGCAAAACAGACAGAAAUGAUUGAAAUGGUUACAAGUGAGAAGCAGGCCAUGGAGAAGUGCCAGCUUGAGAGAAGCGCUGUCCAGGCUCAAGAGAACCAGGAAGUGUCCGUCAAGGUGACCGUGAUGGAGGGCCAGUUGGAUGUGAGCAUGAAAGAAGUGUCCAGGCUCCAGGCGGACAUGCUAGACCUCAAGGUGAACAUACACAGAUCGGAGGAGGAGAAGCUCAAGUCCCAAGCACAGCUGGAGGUGACCGAGGUCCAAAGAGAUGAGCUCCGGACACUGACUGAGCAGCUUAAAGUCCAGACGGAAGCCCUGAACCAGAAGCACGUAGCGGAGCUCCUGGAGUGUAAAAAGAAAGAAGAGGCGCUAACCGAGCAGCGCGACAGGGAGAUGGCCGCCCACGCCGAGCUCUCCAUCUCCGCAGCCGCCCACCGAGAGGAGAUGUCCGCCCUUAAAGCUGAGAACAACCGUCUCACCGUGGAGAACACCGAAACACGAGAAGGCCUGCACAGGGCCAACACAGAGAUGGCAGAGCUAGGAAUGACCAUCUGUAAGCUAAGCGCGGAGAAGGAGGAGGCCAGAAAGCAUUGGGUGGACGAUGCCGCCGCCAUCGAGGAACUGAGGCACGAGGUCGAGCGCCUAGAGGACUGCGUGGGCCAAUUGCAACUUGAAAAUAACAGACUAGAAGGGGAGCUGGGCCAAAAAGAGAAACUACCAGAAACUAUCACGAAACUUCAAGAACAACAAGAAAAGAGCAGGAACCAACUGCAGAACAUCAGGGUCUCCAGUCAAGAGGAGAUGGAGGCUUUGAGGUUCCAGAUGAGCUCCGAGAACAUGAACCAUCAAGUCCAGAUGAAGAAUUUGGAGAAGCAGCUAAUGGAGGUCAAAAGCCAGCUUCAGGAGGAGACAAAGACAGUGUCGUGUUUGAAGCAUAGAGUGUCUGAACUUGAGGCUGAGAAUGAGCAGUACCUGCAGGUAAGCGGUGAGAAGGACUCUCAUAUCACCAAGACGGAAGCGACCGUUUCCGAGAGCAAUGGCGCGAUUCAGCAGCUGGGAGAUGCACUCACAAGCGCCGAAAGCUCACACUUGGCCGCGCAAAACGAAUGCGAAGACUUGAAGCGCAAACUGGACGCGGCCGAAGCUGCCAGACAAAGUCAGGACCUGAAGAUGACGGCUGAGAUCGAUGACCUCAACAGGACCAAGGUCAACCUGGAGGAGCGCCUCAUUGAGCUUAUAAGGGACAAAGAUGCCCUGUGGCAGAAGUCGGACGCCCUGGAAUUCGAGCAAAAACUGCGGGCGGAGGAGCGCUGGUGGUUGGUGGACAAAGACACCACUCACUGUCUCGGCUGUCAGGGCCAAUUCACCUGGUGGCUGCGCAGGCAUCACUGCAGACUCUGCGGCCGCAUCUUCUGCUACUACUGCAGCAACAACUACGUGAUGACCAAGCACAGCGGAAAGAAGGAGCGCUGCUGCAGGGAUUGUUUCAGCCAACACAGCGCAGUGGUGGAACGUUUCACUGCCGCCGAGCUGAGCCCGUCUGAUCCGCAGCCUUCUCCGCCGGGAGCCGGACCUCAUCCUACCCCUGAACCUGCCCCGUAUAAAUCCACUCCCAGUGUCACAGUUUCAGAUCCGAGCGACAAGCCUGACGACGGCACUUUCGAUAUCAUCACAGAGGAGGAGGUAAACGGCGUGUAUGACAGUGACACCAAUUCACAGACCACCGGCGGCUCCUUUGAGGGAGAACAGGAGCGAAGGCCACCCGGAUCCUUGGACAUAAGUGUAGGAGAAUUAACCCCCAAUGAACCGGAGGAGAAUGUGGCCACCGUGCAGGAUUCGGAAAUCAACCUACUCAAGUCAGGAGAACUCACGAUGGCCGUCCAGCUCAAUAUCGAGGAUAUUUCCCAGUUUGGCGAUGGCUCCCGAGAACUUUUCAUCAAAUCCAGCUGUUACAGUGUAGUGACUGUUGCUGUGGGCGACCCGGGCCCAACCAUCAGCUGGAUGUUUUCCUCAGAGCCUAAAAGCAUCUCCUUUAGUGUGGUUUUCAAGGAAUCUGCUGACGUUCAGGUGGAACAGUCAAAGGUUCUAAUUCCACUGACUCGCUGCAAUUCCCACAAAGAGACCAUUCAGGGGCAGCUGAAAGUGCGUCGGCCGGGCACCUAUGCGCUCAUCUUCGACAACUCUUUCUCACGGUUUAUCUCCAAGAAAGUCUUCUAUCAUCUGACCAUGGAAAAGCCCAUUAUCUACGAUGGAAGCGACUUGCCCUGAGGCUUUAACGUCACAUGGCUGUCGCUUAAGUAUCACCAUGGCAACGAAAUGGAGUGUUAGAAAAAGUCAUCUUGAGUGACAUUUGUUGGAAAGAAAAACAAGAAUGUCUCACAAAAUUUGCAGAUACUUUUUUUUUUUUUUGACAGCGUUGACGUGCUGCAAGGCAAAUAUAUACACCAAGUAACAUUCUUGUAGUUCAGCAUUACAUUGGAAAAAAGCAGUAACACUAGAAAAAUGUAAUUGGCAAUUAAUUCUAAAACAAGAAGCCUAUGAAGACUGCUUUUUUGUGUAUUUUAAUCAUUAUUAUAAUUUUUUUUUUUUUUUACUAUACAACAUUGUUUUAAAGUUAUCAGUCUAUUGUGCACUCGUGUAGUCUUCCAAUUCAAACACCCUUAAGAGGCAGGAAACAUUGAAGUUGGUUUUUUUUUUGUGUCUGAACACUAUUUGCACUGUGCGCACUUCUCAGGAGUUUGGCAUGAAUGUGACACUUAGUUGUCAUUUUAUGGUUUUGUCUCCAGCAAAGCAAAAUAUUGAAUGAACACCGCCAUCUUACGAUGACACGUUAGUAUUUUGCAGCCACUGGAGCUUCCAAGUGCCUAUUGACUAAUGGCUCGUAAUAGGGGUUCAUUUUUGGGCAAUGUUGUGUUUGAGUAGGUUGGGUUUUAUUAUGUCUUUUUGACAUGUUUUAAUUGUGUGUCUGUUUUAUAUUUAGAGAAAAACAAGUUUUGUUACAUUUGAAUGCUGUUCUUGUUAAAGCAAGGUCUUACCUUUGCCGAUCUCUUCUAUUUUUGAUUGGUGCAAAUUUAUAUGCAAAGCUUUUUUUCUCUACAAAGCUUCACUUGUUAAAAAUAUAAAAUGUUCUCAUGGUAUGA